Molecule: messenger RNA, 1103 nt
Organism: Xyrauchen texanus (razorback sucker)
Lineage: Eukaryota; Metazoa; Chordata; Actinopteri; Cypriniformes; Catostomidae
Product: dihydropyrimidinase-related protein 5-like
Exons: 4
Coding region: 56-688 (210 amino acids)
Cellular component (GO): cytosol
Molecular function (GO): hydrolase activity, acting on carbon-nitrogen (but not peptide) bonds, in cyclic amides
Source: RefSeq, a predicted model, not a curated record
GGCGCUGCGGGUGCUCAACAGGAGAAAAAUCGUCAGUUACGGUCAAACACGAGUAAUGGCUGCUGGCGCGGCCUCUAUGAGGAUUCUUAUUAAAGGUGGGCGUGUCGUGAAUGAUGAUGUCACUCAGGAGGCAGACGUCUACAUUGAGAAUGGAAUUAUCCAGCUGGUGGGGCGCGAGCUGAUGAUUCCGGGCGGGGCUAAGGUGAUUGACGCGGCAGGUAAGCUGGUGAUACCGGGAGGCAUCGACGCAAGCGUGCACCUGCAGGAGACGUUCACGAACGCCACCACACAAGACGACUUCUACAGCGGGACCAAGGCGGCGCUGUUGGGCGGCACUACUAUGGUGAUGGCUCACGUACUUCCAGAGAAAGAUACGUCUCUACUUGAAGCGUAUGAGAAAUGUCGCACUCACGCUGAUGCUAAAGCCUGCUGUGAUUACGCCCUGCACAUGGGCGUCACCUGGUGGGGACCAAAUGUGCGCAGGGAGAUGGAGGUGUUAGUGGGUGAGAAGGGUGUGAACUCUUUCCAAAUGUUUAUGGCAUAUAAAGAUCUGUUGAUGUUGAAGGACUCUGAGUUGUAUCAGGUGCUGAACACCUGUAAAGACGUCGGAGCCGUCGCUCGUGUCCACGCUGAGAAUGGAGAACUGGUGGUCGAGGUCAGAGAACGAGCACACACACACACAUAUUAGUCAAACCUUUAUCAAGUCAGAAACACACAUGGACAAGAAAAACAAAAAGGGUUUAUUGUGUGCAUUUGUUUAGGGUGCAAAAGAAGCAUUAGAUUUGGGCAUCAGUGGUCCUGAGGGUAUGGAGAUCAGUCGACCAGAGGAGGUAAAAGAGAGAUUGUUGCAACUGUUUCCAUUUGAUUUGAGGUCUGUGUGUGACCGCGUUAUAACUGAUAUCUGUCUGUAGUUGGAAACAGAGGCUACAAACCGAGCCAUAACCAUCGCCAACAGGGUGAGAACAAUAUAGAGUGUGUGUGUGUGUGUGUGUGUGUGUGUGUGUGUGUGUGUGUGUGUGUGUGUGUGUGUGUGUGUGUGUGUGUGUGAGUGUGUGUAUGUGUGUGUGUGUGUGUGUGUGUGUGUGUGUGUGUGUGUAUGUGUG